CCUCUCUUCCUCCCUCUGUACUUCUAUAUUAUGUACUGCCCCGAUUGGGAGGAAUACAAUCUGUGUUUGAGCUCAACUCUAUAUUCCAACAUGGUAUCAGUUUGAUCAAAUCUACGCUUCUGCCAUGGCCACCGAGGUCGACGCCGCCGCCGCGGUCUCCUCUCCGGCUACCUCCUCCCCUCUCUCUCCUCCCGCUACCUCUCCCCUGCCAAACCCAUCUCUGAGUGUCACUACCGCGCCUCUCCCUCUCCAGACGGCGCCACCACCCGCCUUCUACACGACGCCCGCGUACAUGCAUGCCAUGCGUGUCGAGAACGCUCACAUCAAUCUCCCCGUCCACCUCGCCAUGAACGGCGCCAAUUACACUGUCUGGCGGGGGAUGAUGCUGGACGUCAUCGAUCAGUACGAUGUCGCCUCUUGGAUCGCGCCCAACUUCGCCGACCACGCCGGUGACGCGUGCUGGAGCAUCGUCAACAAGGCGGUGAAGAGGUGGUUCCUCAGCGCGAUGGUGAUGGAGCUCGCCGCCUUCAUGCUCGACCGGGAGACCACCGCCAAGAUUAUCGAGAAGUCCCCAACUCCCGUUCCUUUUGACGUCGCCGUCGGCAUGCUUUUGCAUGAUGAGAUCGGCAACAACUUCGCCGGCUCCACCCAUCACAGCGCCCUCGCUGUCCAGCAGCGGGGCUCGUCGCCCGCGCCCUCGGGUGUGGCCCCCGGCGGUCAGGCUCGGCCGCCCGCCCCCGGUCUUGGCGGCGGCAAACCGUCUUCUCCAUCACCCAACCAAGGGCACAACAAACGCCGUCGCUACACCAACAACGGCGGAUAUCAAGGCGCCGCCACUUCACCCCCGCCAUGGACGGGGUAGGUCUAUGCCUACCCCAUGGCCCUGCCUCCUCCACCCCGCUCGGCGACCGGCAUCCUCGGCGCACGACCGCCACAGGCCCAUGCCGCCUUCGGCGGCCCCCCGCAGCAGCAGCCAUACUCGUUCUACCCGGGGCUUCCGAUGCAGCUGCACCAGCCGCCGCCCUUCAUGCAUCAGCCGGCAGCCUUCCACCAGCAGUCGUUCUUGCCGGCGCCUCCCCAGCAGCAACAGUACCACCCUCCAGCGGCGUCCAGCUCCGAUGCUCAUGGCAUUGAUCACGCGGCGCUGAUGGGAGCCCUGCACAACCUCUCGCUGCAGUCGCCUAGUGGCGGCUGGGUUGCGGACUCCGGUGCCUCCACUCACCUCGUGAUCGAUCCGGACUUUGCAACCAAGGUGGGACUUCUUCGGUGCAACAGUGAAGGCGAGUUGUACGACGUCCUCCCUCCAGCCGCACCCGCUGCUCUCGCCGUCACCGUCUCACACCUCACCGACCUCUGGCACCGGCGUUUGGGUCAUCCCGGCGAUGCUACUUUCCGUUCCAAUAAAUCUUUAGAACAUUGUAAUAAACCUGUAGUGGCUGGGCGCUUAUGCCAUGCUUGUCAAACCGGAAAACAUGUUCGUCUACCAUUUACCUCCUCGACUAGUCACACUACUGCUGCUUUUGAUCUCUUACAUUGUGAUCUUUGGACAGCACCUUUGUCUAGUGUUUCCGGAGCCAAGUACUAUCUCUUGAUAAUUGAUGAUUUUACAUGUUA
Messenger RNA from Triticum aestivum (bread wheat), 1614 nucleotides. RefSeq lists its product as uncharacterized. Lineage: Eukaryota; Viridiplantae; Streptophyta; Magnoliopsida; Poales; Poaceae. The transcript has 2 exons. The record is from RefSeq and is a predicted model, not a curated record. Bases 125 to 862 code for a protein of 245 amino acids.